GCGUGGCUUUACGUCCUCGCGUUAGGUUCAGGCUGGCCUUCGUCGAGCCUCAGUCGACUUCUGUUCCAUUGAUUUAUAGUGUACGAAGAGAGUAAAAGUUUUAAAAGUUUGUGUCCUGCUAAAGUGCGACGUGAUUUCGCUGCAUCUGUUUGCAGGUCGGCAAGUGUGAAGCUUUGCAGUUCACAUUUUAGUCAUUUUCCUUUGUGAGGGUCGAUAUGGGUAAGAAGCAGGGAGGCAAAUCAAAGAAGGAAGUUCAGGAGGUGGAGGAGUUUGUGGUGGAAAAGGUGAUUGACCAGCGCGUGGUCAAUGGGAAAGUUGAGUUUUUCCUCAAGUGGAAAGGCUUCUCAGAUGCUGACAAUACUUGGGAGCCUGAAGAGAAUUUGGACUGCCCUGAACUAAUUUCUGCAUUCCUGGAGUCUCAGAAAGGAGUAGUGGAGAAACCAGAAGCCGUAAAAAGAAAAUCCUCCACUGAUGAACCAGAAACUGAUGAGAGCAAGGCGAAGAGAAAGAAGGAAAUGUCUGACAAGCCAAGAGGGUUUGCAAGAAACCUUGAGCCAGAGAGGAUCAUUGGGGCGACUGAUAGCAGUGGAGAGCUCAUGUUCCUCAUGAAGUGGAAGGACUCUGAUGAGGCAGACCUGGUACCUGCAAAAGAGGCCAACACCCGUUGCCCACAGAUAGUCAUUGCCUUUUAUGAGGAAAGACUAACUUGGCAUUCCUGUCCUGAGGAUGAGCAACAAUAGCACCCCACGUCUCGCUGUAUUGUGCUUUAGUGUCUUCCACCUGUACAGUGUUAGCGGAAGUGUUCAUAGCCUGACGGUGGAGGAAUUUUUUUUUUCCUUUUUUUAUUUUUUAUUUUUUUUAAAUGUAUUGAGGUUUGGCUGGAAGCAAUGUGCAUGACUGUAGUGAACCAAUGAAAGUAUGUACAAAUGAGGUGAGCGUGUUUUUAAAAGUUACGAUGUAGGGAGCUUUAACUAUUCAUUUGAACUAGGUGUCACAGCAGUGCUGUUCAUCAUUAAUGCACUGGCUUGUGUUUUUCUUUCACUCUUGUCAUUCAGAGAGAUCCAAAACUUGCAUUCUGUUCAUAUUUUCUUCUGGUGGACUAUGCUGUCAUUACCGUAGUAGUUUUUUCCUUUAUUUCUUAUCGUUUAACUGAAUAUUGGAAUUGUCUGUUUAUGUAAAUGUCUGUGUAAAUAUUUCUUAUUUUUUAGUUCAAUAAAGGUUUAUAUGCCUGCUUUUAAUCUGCUUGCAUGUUUCUUAAAUAUCCAAAGCAGAUGUUGCGUCUGAUGUUUAUGGCUAAAAAAUCUUUACUAUUUGCCUGAAAACAUGGUUAUUUGAGUGCUUUCAAAUUGUGCUUACUCUGGGCUGUUGGCAUGCAAUGGGCUUUCAUAUGUGAUGUACUAUUGUGAGCCAUUUUCCACCAAAUGCAAAAAAAAAAAAAAAAAAGUAAAUGGUUUAAUGGCAUGGCUUUUGUUAUGUGGCACUUUGUUCACUCAAAUAGUUAACUCAAAUGAAAAUUUACCCACCUGACCAAACUAGAUGUAGAUGAGUUUGUUUUUGUUUUGGAGAAAUUUAGCAUUACAUGACUUGCUUACACAUGGAUGUGAAUGGGUGCCAUCAGAAUGAGUCUAAACAGCUGAUUAAAAACAUCACAGUAAUCCACACCACUCCAGGCUACCAAUUAAUGUCUAUCGAAAGGAAAAGCUGCAUGUUUGUAAGAAACAAAAUUAAACAAUUUAUUUUCAAGCACUGUUCUUAACGCACAUGAUCUAAGGAUUGUGAUGUGAGAGGAUAACAAGGGAUGGACCUUUUCAUUGGAAGAAACAUUGCUAUGGACUGAUAUUUUGGCCAGAAGCAAUUAUUUAAAUAUAAACUAUUUGAAACAAUGCAAUGAUGGGUUUGUUUCCUAAAAACAUGCAACUUUUCACUACACAAUACCUUAAUUGAUGGACUGGAUCGUGUGGGUUAUGAUGUCUUUAUCAGCUGUUUAGACUCUCAUUCUGACGGCACCCAUUCAGUGCAGAGGGUCCACUGGUGAGCAAGUGAUAUAAAGCUACAUUUUUCCAAAUCUGUACCAAUGAAGAAAUAGCCUGAGGGUGAGUAGAUUUUCAGAAAAUUUUCAUUUUGACUUUUGAUAAUACAUGGCUCACCAUGUUUGUAUUAAAUGGGUAAACCUCUAACGUUGCGGUUCACAAAACAUUUUUGCCCUCUUCUGUUAUUGUAACCUUGUGUGUCAUGGUUUAACACCGCCUUAAAACUACAAAAUGAAAGUGCCACAGUUCUCUUCCGCAUGUUUUGUAGGUCAAACCUGUUUUACAGUAGUAAUAGUGCAUUUGAACUGAAGCUUCUUGCCAACUGAAGAUUAAAAAUGAGGAAGAGUGUGUUUUCCUAUA
Molecule: messenger RNA, 2390 nt
Organism: Onychostoma macrolepis
Lineage: Eukaryota; Metazoa; Chordata; Actinopteri; Cypriniformes; Cyprinidae
Gene: cbx3a
Product: chromobox homolog 3a (HP1 gamma homolog, Drosophila)
Exons: 5
Coding region: 216-740 (174 amino acids)
Biological process (GO): chromatin organization; negative regulation of transcription by RNA polymerase II
Cellular component (GO): pericentric heterochromatin; nucleus
Molecular function (GO): chromatin binding
Source: RefSeq, a predicted model, not a curated record